Molecule: messenger RNA, 1496 nt
Organism: Arachis duranensis
Lineage: Eukaryota; Viridiplantae; Streptophyta; Magnoliopsida; Fabales; Fabaceae
Product: 5'-adenylylsulfate reductase 3, chloroplastic
Exons: 6
Coding region: 1-1137 (378 amino acids)
Molecular function (GO): catalytic activity
Source: RefSeq, a predicted model, not a curated record
AUGGAUUAUGAAAGGACAAAGGAUAACGAUAAGGGAAUGUUAGACUUGGUGGACAUUUGCAGACGGUCAAAUUUAAACUUAACAAGACUUAAUAACGGCCGGCUUUGUGGUGAUAUUCCUUAUGUGCAUAUUUCUAACGCUGAUCUUAUCAUUAAGGAUGCUAGGUCGUCUCUCAAUUUGAUCAUUGCAAUAUUUAACUCCAUUGGGAAAAAAAAGAUGACCAAAUUGUCUGCAAGAAAUUCAUCAGCCAUCUUACUUCGGAGUCUUGUCUUAACAAUUUUCAUUGCUGAAAAAGCUCUUUCUGUUGUUGCUGUAGACACUGGUAGAGUCAAAACAAGACCCUCACCUCUUUGUGGGCCCUUAAGGAGGGCUCUCAAGGGCCUUAAAGCAUGGAUAACUGGGCAGAGAAAAGAUCAGUCACCCGGUACUCGGUCUGAAAUACCUGUUGUUCAGGUUGAUCCUGUUUUCGAGGGAUUGGAUGGUGGAAUUGGCAGCCUUGUAAAGUGGAACCCUGUUGCAAAUGUCAAAGGGCAUGACAUAUGGAACUUCCUUAGGACCAUGAAUGUGCCUGUUAAUUCCUUGCAUUCACAAGGGUAUAUUUCCAUUGGCUGUGAGCCGUGCACAAGGGCGGUUUUACCCGGACAGCAUGAAAGGGAGGGGAGGUGGUGGUGGGAGGAUGCCAAGGCUAAAGAGUGUGGUCUUCACAAAGGAAAUUUGAAACAGGAUGAUGCUGCCCAGCUUAAUGGAGUUGCCAAUGCAAAUGACACUUCCACUGUUGUUGACAUUUUCAACACCCCAAAUGUGAUCAACUUGAGCAGGACUGGAAUUGAGAAUUUGGUGAAAAUGGAGAUCCGUAAAGAGCCGUGGCUUCUUGUGCUUUAUGCGCCAUGGUGCCCCUUCUGCCAGGCUAUGGAGGAGUCUUAUAUUGAUUUGGCAGAGAAAUUAUCAGGAUCAGGGGUGAAGGUUGGAAAAUUCAAUGCAGAUGGAGACCAGAAAGCAUUUGCAAAGCGUGAACUGCAGUUAGGAAGCUUCCCUACAAUAUUAUUUUUCCCCAAGUAUUCAUCUCGGCCAAUAAAGUAUACCUCGGAGAAAAGAGAUGUUGAUUCGUUGAUGGCAUUCGUCAAUGCCUUGCGAUGAGUGUUCAUCAAGAAAUUAUUAUUUGUCUUGGUUGUAAUUCAAUUUAGUUGUAUAGGUUCAAAGUUCCUUCCUGAAAUAAGAUUAUCAUUCAUUCUAAGAUUCAGGUAAUUCGUUGGAGUUGGAAUGGCAAGCUUUGACUCUAGUUUAGCAGAAUAAGAUCCCCUCAGUUUUGAAAGUGUGAUGUAUUUGAAUAGUUUUAGUUCUCAGUCAAAGUAAGGUUGUAGCAAUAUAAUAGUCUUUUGUAGUGGGAGUUGUUGAUUACUGGCUUGUUUUAGGUAAAGUGAUUUAUAGGUAUGCGUUGUACUCUCUAAACUAAUAAAGUUUAUUGAAAUUUUGGACGGCACUUUAUUGCUCUUAAA